AUGAUCGAAGACACGGCUUCUCUUCCCGGUUAUUCAAUUUUCCGCCAUGAAGAGAGCGACCAAGCUCCUGACUUGUCUAGGCAAGCUGUGAUGUACCCCUCGGCCCGCGACCCGAUCGUCGUGCCUUUGCCAUCAAACUGGCAGAGCGUGGGUCCAGCAAGGUUGCUGAGGUCAUUGUCAACCUGGCCAAAGGAAAAGGUUGAGACGUGGAAGGCUGUGUCCCAGGUUGCACCUACCUUGACUCUCGAAGACCUCGAUGUCACGGAACGGAUUGCCCGAACGAACCCGAAAAUCAUUGAGGUUUGCCGUGAGAUUGGCAUUACUGAUAUGUCCAAGGUGUUUUUCGAUGCCUGGGCUAUUGGGUUCGACCACUGCUGGGGGUUUGAACGUCGUCUCCAACAGGGACUGCCCUACUACCGUAACUCGCCGAUGGACAACCAAUACGCGCAUCCCCUAGACUUUUCAGUGGUCGUGGACACCGAGACGGAAGAGGUUCUCGCUAUUGACGUCCGGCAUGUCAACGGAGAGCGUACCCAGGUCCUGCUGGAAGAACACAACUAUCUACCAGAGUUUAUCAAAGAGUCGUACGAUGGCACCAGGCUCAGGCCUAUCGACACUACUCAGCCGCAGGGCGUUUCAUUUCGCAUGCAGGGCAACGAGCUCUUCUGGGCAGGCUACAAGAUGCAUGUUGGUUUCAACUACCGCGAAGGCAUCGUCAUCUCAGACGUGCGAAUCCACGACCAACAACAACAACGAGAUCGUACACUGUUUAACCGCAUUAGCGUUGUCGAAAUGGUCGUCCCGUACGGCAACCCGGACCCCCCUCACCAGCGGAAGCACGCUUUUGACGUUGGCGAAUACGGCAGCGGGCUGAUGACGAACUCGCUAAACUUGGCCGUGAUUGCAAGGGCGAAAUCCAUUAUCUCGACGCAAUCAUUACUGCGGCCAACUACGAGUAACUAUGCGUUCUAUCAUACCUUUACUCUCGACGGCACAUACAAACUCGAGAUCAAGCUCACAGGAAUGUUGAACACGUAUUGCAUGCACUCAUCAGAGUCGGCAGCUCCGUACGGCACCGAGGUUGCGCCUCGGCUGAAUGCGCAUAAUCACCAGCAUAUCUUUUCAUUGAGAAUUGAUCCCGAGAUUGAUGGGCGGAACAACUCUGUGUUGCAAAGCGACGUGGUACCCUCAGACGCGCCCGUGGGAUCACAGGAAAAUCCGUUUGGCAACGGGUUCUACUGCAGAAAGACGCCAUUACGCACUUCGGAGGAGGGCGCUUCAGUGUAUUGCCACGAGACGAGUCGGGCGUGGGAUAUCAUCAAUCCGAGUAGCAUCAACCCUUCAGCGAAAAAGCCGGUUGGGUACAAGAUCAUCAACCCCAAUUGGCCGCCUCUUUUGGCCAAACCGGGGAGCAUGGUGUGCAAACGGGCGGCGUUUGCUCGCAAAAGUCUCUGGGUAGUCCCGUACAAGGACUAUGAGCUUUUCCCAGCCGGGGACUACGUUUGCCAGUCUACGGGAGAGGAGCACCUGCAUAACCAGACAGUUGUGGAUUGGGUGGCACGAAACGAGUCAAUCGAGAACACAGAUAUCGUGUGCUACAUUCAGUUUGGUCUCACGCACUUUCCUCGGACGGAGGACUUUCCGAUCAUGCCCGCGGAGCCGGUGAGCGUGAUGCUGCGAGCCUCCAACUUUUUUGAGAAGAAUCCAGGACUUUGGGUACCGCCGUCGUCGGUGUGUGUCGAUCGGACGUCCAGGGAUGCGUUCUGCGCCAAUGAGGGGAAGCGUGGUUGCGCUCGGUUGUAA
This is a messenger RNA of Colletotrichum phormii, 1803 nucleotides long. RefSeq names its product copper amine oxidase. Lineage: Eukaryota; Fungi; Ascomycota; Sordariomycetes; Glomerellales; Glomerellaceae. Bases 1 to 1803 code for a protein of 600 amino acids. Gene Ontology annotation, biological process: amine metabolic process. The transcript has 3 exons. Gene Ontology annotation, molecular function: copper ion binding; primary methylamine oxidase activity; quinone binding. The record is from RefSeq and is a predicted model, not a curated record.